This is a messenger RNA of Arachis stenosperma, 3113 nucleotides long. RefSeq names its product receptor protein-tyrosine kinase CEPR1. Gene Ontology annotation, cellular component: plasma membrane. The transcript has 3 exons. Gene Ontology annotation, molecular function: protein binding; ATP binding; protein kinase activity. The coding region runs from base 86 to 2917 and encodes 943 amino acids. The record is from RefSeq and is a predicted model, not a curated record. Gene Ontology annotation, biological process: protein phosphorylation; hormone-mediated signaling pathway. NCBI's taxonomy places the organism in Eukaryota, Viridiplantae, Streptophyta, Magnoliopsida, Fabales, Fabaceae.
UUUAUAUACUCUUAACCUCAUCAUCCUUCUCCUUACAACACCAAUAACAAACCCUUCAAUUCAAAAAAAAAAAAAAGAAAAGAAAAUGGAUCGUCCAUUCAUUCUCUUUGUUAUUGGAGUCAUGUUUGUGUUUUCAUCAUCAGAAGGUGCUACAACCACAAACCAGUCUGAAUUUUUCAGCCUCAUGAAGGCUUCUCUCUCAGGAAACUGGAAUACUUACAACAACAACAACCAAGGUGUCUGCAAGUUAAGAGGAGUGACAUGCAACGAAGAAGGUGACGUGACCAUUCUCGACCUCACAAGCUGGUCAUCACUCUCCGGAAACUUCCCUUCGGGUCUAUGCAAUUACCUUCCUAACUUACAAGUCCUUCGCAUGGGUUAUACUAAGUUCAAGUUCCCCACAGAAUCCAUAACCAACUGCUCCAACUUGCAAGAACUCAACAUGAACCACAUGUUCCUAUCAGCAAAACUCCCUGACUUUUCGCCAUUGAAGAACCUCAGAGUCCUCGACUUGUCCUAUAACCUCUUCAAAGGAGACUUCCCCAUGUCCGUCUUCAACCUCUCCAACCUCGAGAUCCUCAACUUCAACGAGAACCCAGGCUUCAACUUCUGGAAGCUUCCGGAAACCUUUAACUUCAAGAAGCUCAACUCCAUGGUUUUAACAACUUGCUCUUUGCAUGGCCAGAUCCCUGCCGCGUUAGGGAACUUAACGACGCUCGUUGAUCUUGAACUCAGUGGAAACCUCUUCACCGGACAAAUUCCCAGGGAGCUUGGCCUUCUGAAGAAUCUUCAGGAGCUUGAGCUUUACUAUAACUACCACCUCGUCGGAAACAUACCUGAGGAGCUCGGGAAUCUAACGGAGCUAACAGAUUUGGACAUGUCCGUCAACAAGCUAACCGGAAAAAUCCCUGCUUCCAUUUGUAAGCUUCCAAAGCUUCAAGUUCUUCAGCUCUACAACAACAGCCUCGUCGGAGAGAUACCAGGUGAGUUAGAGAACUCAACUGCGUUGAGGCUCUUGUCGCUUUACGACAACUUCUUGAACGGAACGGUGCCGGAAAAGCUAGGACAAUUCUCCCGCAUGGAGGUUCUGGAUUUGUCGGAGAACAGCCUCUCCGGUCCGUUGCCGACGGAAGUUUGCAAGGGAGGUAAGCUGUUAUACUUUCUUGUACUGGAUAACAACUUGUCUGGCGUGAUACCUGACGGUUACGCUAACUGCAUGAUGCUGUUACGGUUCCGCGUGAGUAACAAUCGGUUACAGGGCCCGAUUCCCGAGGGCCUGCUGAGCUUGCCACACGUGUCAAUCGUUGAUUUGAGCAGCAACAACCUGAGCGGCGUGAUUCCGGAGAUUAACGGUAAUUCAAGAAACCUCUCGGAGCUCUUCCUACAGAGGAACAUGAUAUCCGGUGUGAUACCCGCGUCCAUUUCACGCGCUCCAAACCUCGUGAAGAUUGAUUUCAGUUGUAACCGUCUCUCUGGUCCCAUUCCUUUCCAGAUCGGAAACCUGAGGAAGCUGAAUUUGCUUAUGCUGCAAGGGAACAAGUUGACUGACUCCAUUCCAAGUUCGCUUUCUUCUCUCUCAUCGCUCAACCUUCUAGAUCUUUCUAACAACCUUCUCACCGGUUCCAUUCCGGAGAGCCUCUCUGUUUUGCUUCCCAACUCUAUCAAUUUCUCACACAAUCUUCUCUCUGGUCCAAUUCCUCCCAAACUCAUCAAAGGAGGAUUGGUCGAAAGCUUUUCCGGGAACCCUGGAUUGUGUGUUCUUCCAUCCUCUAACUCCUCUAAUCAAAACUUUCCUCUCUGUAAUUCGCACCAGUACAAGAGCAAGAGACUCAACACUGUUUGGGUGGCUGCGAUUUCCGUGUUUUUGAUCCUUGUUGGAGCCAUGCUGUUCUUGAAACGCAGAUGCAGCAAGGAAACAGCUGCAGUUGAACACGACGAGACGCUUUCUUCGUCGUUCUUCUCUUACGAUGUGAAGAGCUUCCAUAGGAUUACUUUCGAUCAAAGAGAGAUAAUUGAGUCGUUGGUGGACAAGAACAUAAUGGGGCAUGGAGGGUCAGGGACGGUGUACAAAAUCGAGCUAAAGAGCGGUGAUGUUGUGGCAGUUAAGAGACUGUGGAGCACGAAAUCUAAAGAUCGGUUAGUUGUGGAUAAAGCAUUGAAGGCGGAGGUGGAGACAUUAGGGAGCAUAAGGCACAAGAACAUAGUGAAACUCUAUUGUUGCUUCUCUAGUAUGGAUUGCAGCUUGCUUGUUUAUGAAUACAUGCCUAAUGGCAACUUGUGGGACGCGCUUCACAAAGGUUGGAUCCAUUUGGAUUGGCCUACACGCUACCAGAUUGCGCUUGGGAUCGCUCAGGGGCUCUCCUACCUUCACCAUGAUUUGGUUUUUCCGGUCAUACAUAGGGAUAUCAAGUCCACUAACAUUCUCUUGGAUGUUGAUAACCAUCCUAAGGUUGCAGAUUUUGGAAUUGCUAAGGUUUUGCAAGCUAGAGGAGCCAAGGAUUCUACCACUACUGUUAUUGCUGGAACUUAUGGUUACUUAGCCCCAGAAUAUGCAUAUUCACCAAGGGCCACAACAAAGUGUGAUGUGUACAGUUUCGGUGUGAUUCUAAUGGAGCUUCUAACUGGGAGAAAGCCGGUGGAGGCUGAAUUUGGAGAGAACAGGAACAUAGUAUUUUGGGUCUCAAACAAAGUUGAAGGCAAAGAAGGUGCAAGACCAAGUGAAGUUUUUGAUCCAAGAUUAUCAAAUUCAUUCAUAGAUGACAUGAUUAAGGUUCUUAGGAUUGCGAUUAGGUGCACCUACAAAGCACCAUCUAGUAGACCAACCAUGAAGGAGGUUGUUGAGCUUCUCAUUGAGGCAGAGCCAUGCAAGUUGGCAUCAAAUAAUGUCACCAUAAUAAAGAAACCAUAUGAAGUAUAGUUUGAUAAAGCAAGUUUAAAGGGGGUAAGAUAUUAAAGGAGCAUGCAUAUGAUUAUGAUAUAUAGUAGUUUAGAUAAGCUAAGACUUUGUAGAGAAAAACAUGUUACAAUGAUAAUCCUUUUCCUAGACAAGUAGUUUUGUAGAUUCUAUCUUUUGACUUCACUUUCUGAUAUAUAUAAUAAUAAUAUUUUGAAUU